AUGUCUAACCGCACUCAGAACGUAGGGCAGCGCGCCGAGCUCGAGAAGGAGCGCAUCGCUCGACAGGGCAAGCAGCUCGCUGGCUCUGUCCCAAAGACCCGCCUCACUCCCCUCAAGAUCUACCUUUUGGCGUACAAUGUCAUCUCGGCGGCGCUCUGGGCGAACCUGCUCUACAUUACCGUCUCGUUCCUCCUCACUGGCAAACCUGGCGCGUCCAACCCGUCGUCCUACCUCACUCGCUUGGCAUCGCUCCACCCCGUCGGCCGAAAGGCCAUCUCGUACAUGCCUUUCCUGGCCGGCAAAUCCUUCCUCAGCGGGUCGUACAACUACAAGAACCUCGGGUGGUUGACCAAGUGGACCCAGACCUUGGCGGUGUUGGAGGUGGUCCAUGCUGCUUUGGGAUGGGUCCGGAGCCCUAUCCUAACUACCGCGAGUCAGGUCGCAAGCAGGGUCUACACCGUAUGGGGCGUUGUGGAGGCUGUCCCAAAGACCCACUCCAACCCUCUCUUCACGACCAUGCUCCUCGCUUGGUCCCUCACCGAGGUCAUUCGGUACACCUACUACGCGACCUCUUUACUGGGUAUCAAGAUCCGCGCACUCGACUGGUUGAGGUACACCACCUUCCUCCCGCUCUACCCCCUCGGCGCGGCCUCCGAGGCAUUCAUCAGCUUCUCCACCCUUCCACCCAUAUCCAAACUCCUGCCGGACUGGCUUAUCGCCAAGAUCCCGACCAACUGGGGCAGGGCGUUGCUGUGGAACAUGACCAAGUCGGGGGUGAAGAGCAAGGUGGGGGCGACUAGGGAGUGGGGGGCGGUGGACUUUUGGAGGUUGGGGCUGUUCCUGGUGUGGUGGCCUUCGCUGUAUGUGCUAUACACGUACAUGCUCAAGCAGAGGAAGAGGGUAUUGGGGACCGGCAAGGUGGUAGGGCGGAUCAACAAGGCGAACUAG
Dioszegia hungarica is the source of this 948-nucleotide messenger RNA. Its product is annotated as tyrosine phosphatase-like protein. Gene Ontology annotation, biological process: very long-chain fatty acid biosynthetic process; fatty acid elongation; sphingolipid biosynthetic process. Gene Ontology annotation, molecular function: 3-hydroxyacyl-CoA dehydratase activity. NCBI's taxonomy places the organism in Eukaryota, Fungi, Basidiomycota, Tremellomycetes, Tremellales, Bulleribasidiaceae. Gene Ontology annotation, cellular component: endoplasmic reticulum membrane. The transcript has 4 exons. The record is from RefSeq and is a predicted model, not a curated record. The coding region runs from base 1 to 948 and encodes 315 amino acids.